GCAACAUACGAGCCUCCAGUCUGAGUUAUCUGUGCGUGUGUUUGCGUUCUGUUUCGGUGUAAACACGCAGCGUCAUUUUUGCCCCUUUUGAAGCUGAAUCAGAUUAGCUGCUUCUCAAACUCAGCCUGAUCCUUGACAGCUUAGCACAGUUAGCAUGGUCUGCUCUCGACACUACAGCCGAAGUGUAUGAAUGAGCCCUGUACUCCGCUCAGAUCCAAUUAGAUCGCUUCACAGAUGGGCGUGAUACCUCCAAAAAGAAGCUACGAGAGGGCUGCUGCUGCUGGCCUACCCCUGCAAGCUGCUGUUAGCCGCUAAAUGACAGAAAAUACAAGAGAAUAAACGAGCAGGUUGUGCUGGAAACAUUGACCGUUGCUUUACGAAGAUUUUCCAAACACUGAGGUUCAUUCAACUUAUUGUUUUCCAUCAGUAAAAUGGGGAAGAAGAGUCGAGUGAAGACUCAGAAGUCCGGCUCCGGGGCCACAGCUGUGGUUUCCCCCAAAGAGAUGAUGAACCUGAUUUCUGAACUGCUCCAGAAGUGCAGCAGUGCAACUCCCGCAGCUGGUAAAGAGUGGGAAGAAUACAUACAAAUCAGAGCACUGGUGGAGAAAAUACGCAAGAAGCAAAAAGGUAUUUCCAUCAUAUUUGAAGGCAGCAGAGAGGACCACUUCUCAGACCUACUGUCCUGGGCUCAGGACUGUGGAGCUUCCACCGAUGGAUUCACUGUGGCCGAUUUUGGGGCUGAAGGAUACGGACUGCAGGCCACUAAAGACAUCAAGGCAGAGGAGCUGUUUCUGUGGAUUCCCAGGAAGAUGCUGAUGACAGUGGAAUCGGCACAGAACUCUCUUCUGGGUCCUCUGUACAGUCAGGACAGAAUCAUGCAGGCCAUGGGGAACGUGACCCUGGCCCUUCACCUGCUGUGUGAGCGCUGCACCCCGGGCUCCCAUUGGCUCCCGUACAUCCGCUCCUUGCCCCUGGAGUACGACACCCCCCUCUACUUCAACCAGGACGAGGUGCAGCUGCUCAUGGGCACGCAGGCGAUCCCAGACAUCCUGAGCCAGUACAAGAACACAGCACGGCAAUACGCGUACUUCUACAAACUCAUACAGACUCAUCCGGCCGCCAGCAAACUACCCCUGAAGGACAGCUUCACAUUUGAUGACUACAGAUGGGCGGUGUCUUCAGUGAUGACUCGUCAGAACCAGAUUCCCACUGAGGACGGCAGCAGAGUCACUCUGGCUCUUAUCCCACUGUGGGACAUGUGCAACCACACCAACGGACUGAUCACCACAGGCUACAAUCUGGAGGACGAUCGCUGUGAGUGUGUGGCUCUGCGUGACUACAAAGAGAAUGAACAGAUCUACAUCUUUUACGGCACCAGGUCCAAUGCCGAGUUCGUCAUCCACAACGGCUUCUUCUUCCAGGACAACGCCCACGACCGAGUGAAGAUCAAACUUGGCGUCAGUAAAAGCGAGCGGCUCUACGCCAUGAAGGCCGAGGUGCUGGCCCGCGCAGGCAUCCCCGCGUCCUGUGUCUUUGCUCUUCAUUGUAAUGAGCCUCCGAUCUCUGCUCAGCUCCUCGCCUUCCUCAGAGUCUUCUGCAUGACGGAGGAGGAGCUGAAGGACUACCUGUUGGGAGAAGGAGCCAUCAAUAAGAUCUUCACUCUGGGGAACAGUGAGUUUCCCGUGAGCUGGGACAACGAGAUCAAACUCUGGACUUUCCUCGAGACCAGAGCUGCGCUGCUGCUCAAGACCUACAAGACCACCAUCGAGGAGGACCGCUCUUUGCUGGAGAAACCCGACCUGACCCUUCACUCCCGCGUGGCCAUCCAGCUGCGUCUGGCCGAGAAGCAGAUCCUGGAGAAGGUUUCAGCGAGCGGACGAGACAAACGCAUGCAGUACGAGAAGAAACAGGCAGAAGGCGCUCCGCUGCCCCGCUACGAGGAGAGCGACAUAGCUUUACUGGAGAACUCUGACGCCGAGGGGAAACUACCCAUCAUUUUACGCAAGCUGGAGGAAGUCGAGGAGGAGGACAAUCAAAUAAUGAACGGAGAUAAGAGCGGAGAGGCGGUGGAAGUUAGCAAAGAUGUGAAUUCAAAUCUGGACUCGGAGGAGAAGUCUAUUGAAUCUUUAAAGGGCCAGAAAGAGGAGGCUAACCUAAGUGCCAGUCGGACUGAAGAGUGAAGAGAUACUCAGCAUUUUUGCCCACUCCCGAUUUAUUUAUUUAUUUUUGUGUCAACUAAAAAUGACUCAGAAAUACUAGAAAUUUUAAUUAAGAAUUCGCCGAACAUAGACUGACUAAGUUGAUUCAGCGUGGCUUUACUUAGUUUUCAGCUUGUUCAAAUGUUGCCGUCUGUUCUUCGACGCAGAGCAUUUAUCGGUUAUAAAGAAUUGUAAUUAAAUGCUAAAUAAAUAAAAUCUUUUGUUGAGAUCUACGGCGUAAGAAAUAAAGAGGGACUGGCUAGAGUUAAAGGCGCAUUUAGUAACUUUUUUAGUGGAGGGUCCAUCAGAUGCUUUUCUCCAUGGAGAUGUUAUUGCUUUGUCUGGAAUAUUUCACAGUAUGGCAUUACAUUUUUCUGUCUUCAUGGAGAUUUCACCAAACCAGACCAAGUUACAGGUCAGAUCUGUGGAGAGGCGACCCCGCUCACAGUCAGAAUGCCUGUAUUUGUAAGUACUUUUGAGCUAUAAAACCACAUGUAAUUGAAUAAAUGUAAAGUAGAUGUGUUUAAUGUCAUACUGUGGAACUUUCCAGGCGGAGCAAAGACAUAUCCAUAGAAACGAGAAGGCGACGGAACCCAAACCAAAAAGCUACAUAGUGCAUCUUUUAAAUAGGCUGCGUUCACGAGACAUCACGUUAUUUUCAGAAGUUCAUAGUUUCAAAUUGAGGUGGAAGUUAGUGAUUCCUACGGUAGAAUUUGCUGUUAAAGAUUUCAAAUACAGAUGUUUUGACCUGGUUUAUGGUUCAUAUCUCUGUAAUAGAUGCCUCAAGAAUUUCGGACUUCCAGUCAUCGAGCAAUGCAUACUGGGAAGGAUUUUCCGAAAAAGUGAGCAUCAAAACGCCGUGUUUGUUUUCCCAGUGGGAUGCGUCUAUUGACAAAGCCAAUCUUUUCUAAUAUUUUGAAUCAUAUCGCUUUUGUUUCUGGUUCUGAUGUCGUCAUAUUUUAGUUUUGGGAUUUGGACAUCAUAAUUGUGUGGUUGUGUUUGUUUGCGAACUCCAUAACUGCAAAAGGGAAUCAGAUCUGUGUGACUGCAAACCUCCGUUCAAACUGUUUCCCUUCCCAGCCGAAUUGAAAAUUAGUGAAAGGUGAAGGCGAUGGGCAGGAUUGAUCCACAGGAAGGACCAAAAAGGAAACCUUUGACUGCCUAAAUCAUCCCGAGUUUGCAGUGAACAUUUUGUAUUUAGAGCGUCUUCAAAGAAAAGCCCUGAUCCCUCGCUCAACCUUGAUGACGAAUUUAAAAAGUCAGUGCCAAAGCGAAAGGCACCAAGAAACACCUUCCACUGCAAAGCGACCAAGACGUGAUGUUGCUGUAAAACCACAAGAACAAGAAAGUGCGAGCUCAGUCUGUUUGUCUUCUGUACUUCUCGCUUAACAAACGGGAUCCAGCUUUAAUGGCUCCACAUACAAAAUGCUCACUGCAAACUCAGGAUGAUUUCGUCCUUCCUGUGUAUCAAUCCUGCCCGUCGCCUUUGCCUUUCACUAUUUUUCAAUUCCGAUGGGAAGGGAAACAGUUUGAAAAGCGGUUUGCAGUCACACAGAUCUAAUUGCAUUUUGCAUUUAUGGAGUUCGCAAACAAAUUUCUUGAGCCGUUUUCCGCUGUUAGGAUCCAACAACCACACAAUUAUGAUGUCCAAAUCCCAAAACUAAAAUAUGACAAUAUCAGAACCAGAAACAAAAGUGAUAGGGUUCAAAACACUAGAAAAGAUCGGCUUUGUCAAUAGACGCAUCCCACUGGGAAAACAAACAUGGUAGUUUCAUGCUCACUUUUUUGGAAAAUCCAAAGUAUGUAUUGUGCAAUGACCGGAAGUUCGAAAUUCUUGAUGCAUGUAUUACUGGGCCUAUGCACUUGAAACUAAAACUGGUGCAAAGUUUCAACAUCUCCCCUGUUAUAAAAAUAAAGAAAUCAGUUAUGGGUUAUUAAUAUUUGAUUAUAUACAGACAACAAUUUCAUUACGUGGAUAUAUUUAUUUUUUUGGUGGAGAUGUUAUUGCGUUGCCUUCAUGUUCCGCAGUACGGCAUUAACCGUCAACUUCCAAGUAAGACACACACCAAGCCAAGUUACAGGUCAGAUCUGUUCUUUUAGCAAUAAUAAUGUGUAACUGAAUAAAUGCAAGAUGGACAACGCCGUACUGGCUGAUCUCCACCAGAAAAGUUACGCAGUGCACCUUUAAGCCACAUGAUAAUACAGUGAGUUUUAGGAUCUAGUUUCUAACAAAAACAAGGUCGAACUUUUGUGGAUUUUCUGUUUUGAUAUUUCUUUGUAAAACAUUGAAUUGAUGUCCGAAUAGCCCUUAGAGUGAAAUUGGACGCUUCCCUUCUUCUGAGACUGUAAACUCAGCCUAAAAAAGGCAAAAAUGGACUAAUCCAAAAACAUGAAUUUUGUCUUCUUUUGUACAUGAACUCCUUCUGUUCUUUUUAAAGACGAUGCAGUAGUUAGAUUUACCUUGUUGACGUGUUUCAGUGACAGUUCGCCUUGUGUAUUGUCUUUACAAAGAACCCAAGAAGUUCAAAAUAAUGACUUUUAUUUUCCACAAAGCCAAACUUGUGGAUGUUGUGAAUGGUUGGUUUAUUACAGCAGUUUGUCUCCAUCUGUGUCCGGCUGGUUUUGAGUUGACAAUCAUCUUCUUUGCUGCUAGUAGUAGACCACCACUGACCGCUUUUCAGUUCCUCAAAAUCAUUUCAGAAUAUAAAACAAAAAACGACAUUUAAAGAGCCCUUAUUACGCUAUUUUCUGAUCUGUGUUAUAAUGUUGUUUCCUCAUCAAAAACAGAUCUGGAGUUGUGUUUUGUUACAUUCACACACGUUUAACACAAAAAAAUCCUGAAUAUUUUGGCUGUGUUCUUCUCUCAAAUGGAAAACGCGCUGUUCCACCUUGUGAUGUCAUGUCGUAAUACAAGAAGUGGGUUUUAAAACUCCAUGCACCUUCACGAGAAUCAUUUGGAUAAUUUCAGUGCUGUAAUCGCCAAUCUUUAAUGAAAUAAAAGUAAAAUGUAGCUGUUAACUUGAAAACUACCACUUCAUGACAUCACAAGGUGGAACAGACCAUUUUGAGCUUUGGAAAUGUAGACAGAAAUAAUAAAGGGUUACUUAAACAUGUGAAUAAAACAAAACGCAACAUUAUAACAUGGCUUAGAGCUUACAAGAGUCAAUUUUGCGUAAUAUACAUUUUACAUUUUUUUUUUUUUUUUACAUUUAUCAUUCAUUCUGUUAUGAAGAAGUCUAUUGAAAUGAAUUUGAAUGUACUUAUAGUGAAAUCUUUGGAUGACACUUAAAGGGGUUGAGGCCCUAUGAUAAAAGCCAUACACGUUAUUUGAGUACCAGAGAUAUGGAAGUUAAUAUGGAAGUUAUAUAUUAUUUUGUCAUAAAUGGAGCCAGUUUAAAAGUUUGUGUGAGAAAUGAGAAAAGCACUGUCUUGUUCAUUUUGUUUUUUGUCGAUUUUUGGAGUUGUUUUGACCCCAAUUACUGACCCUCUGCACUGAUGAAAAAAAGUACCGUAUGUUAAAACAGUUUUCAACUUAAAAAUAAAGCAAAAAAGUAUUCUCUCUAAUACUUAUUCAGAUUUUUUGGAAGUUACUUGACGAUUUGAUACCUCACACUGAAUUGUGGUAAAUACUGCAAUUAAUAUGAAUUUUGAGAUGAAUAAAUGUAUAACCUCUAACCAGAAGAUGGCCAGUUCAAACCUGUUCAGACUGGAUAGUUGCUGUAGUACUAAAAUUUCAAGAAAAAGGCCAAGAAAAAGGCUCGGUACUCAAUAAAAGUUUGGUACCACAAUAAAAAAAACACAACUUCUUUAGACAAUAGAAUGUAUUUUCAAUCCAAAAAAUAAAAAAUUUUUACUUUCUUUAUAAUUACAGCUGUGGUCUUUUAUAAGUUCUAAAGAAAAUGAGUCUAGACCUUCUAAAGCUUCUAAAACUUAUUUGCUCAAAUUCCUGGUUUUGAGACAAGUUUUAGUAUCGAUUCUGAGUAUCAGUGUUUCUUAAAACCCCAGUUCUGACACUUCACCCCCUUUGCUCAUUUUGGCUGGUUGUGGUAGGAUUGGCAUCUGAUAUAAAACGUGCUAAAUCACUUCUUGAAUUUGGAAUUGAGAAUUCAAAUAGACACUUCUUAUUGAUAAUCUCACCAUAAUUUUAUCUCAAAUUGAUGGAACAGCUUAUUUUUUGCUGGAGAUUCUAGUUAAUGCAAUUUCUUUAGACGAUACAAGCCAUUUUCAACCCAAAAAAUAACAGUACUUUCUUUAUAAUUACCUUGUUCAAAAGAUUACUCUAGACCUUCCCAAACUGGCAUGUUCAAAUUUGUCUAUGUAGCCUAUCGGUACUUACUCAAAUUACUAGACCAGUUUUAAUAUCAAUUCUGGAUAUUGUUCUUUCCUAAAACAACAGACAAUAGAAUGUAUUUUCAAACCAAAAAAUAAUGGUGUUUCCUUUAUAAUUACCUUUGUGGUCUUUUACAAGUUCUAAUUAAAAUGACUCUAGACCUUCUAAAGCUUCUGAAACUUACUUACUCAAAUUCUAGUUUUGAGACUAGUUUAAGUAUCGAUUCUGAGUAUCAGUGUUUCUUAAAACCUUAGUUCAGACACUUCACCCACUUUGCUCAUUUUGACUGGUUUUGGAAGGGCAUUUGGAUGUUAAAAUAUACCAAAUCAUUAUGUAAUUCUUUCUCCAACUCGUUUUGAAUUUGGAAUUGAGAAUUGAAAUUACUCUGUCCUUAUAAUCUCACCAUAAUUUGAUCUCAGUAAGUCUGUUUUCCCCUCUCAAAUUGAUGGAACAGCUCAUUUUUUGUUAGAAAUUCUAGUUAAUAAUGCAGUUUCUUUAGAUAAUAGAAUCGAUUUUCAACCCAAAAAAUAACAGUACUUAAUUAUAUUAAAAUUAUAGUAUAAUUACCGUAUCUUUGUGGUCUUUUACUUGUUCAGAAGAUCAUUCUAGUCUAGACUUUCCCAAACUGGCAUGUUCAAAUUAUCUAGUUUUGUGACUAGUUUUAAUAUCAAUUCUGGAUAUUGUUCAUUUCUAAAACCCUAGUUCAGACACUUGACCCAUUUUGAUCAUUUUGGCUGGUUGUGGAAGAACAUCUGAUGUAAAAAAAAUAUACCAAAUCAUUAUGUAACUGGUUCAACAACUGGUUUUGAAUUUGGGAUUGAGAACUGAAAUUCUUGAAUCUUACCAUGAUUUGAUCUCAGUUUUACUCUCUCAAGUUGAUGGAACAGGUCUUUUUUGCUGGAGAUUCUAGUUAAUAAUGACGUACAUGUUGUUUUGACAAUGGUUAAAGUAAAUGUAUUCUGAUCACUGAUUAAAUUUGAGUUUGUUUACAACUAACGUGCCAUUUCUUUUACUUUUGUGAUCACUUUUUUCAUCACAGAUCUGUAUUUUUAUGCAACAGGACUUCUACCGAUCUACUGCUUUUGUCAUUCUGUAUCCUAAUAUACAGUAGGUUUACAGUUGAUACUUUGCAGUGACAUCGCGCUGGGGGUGUUCUACAUGUACUGGCUCUGUGGUGGAAUGUUCAGCAGUUACCAUGGUGAUACAGUGCACACAUUAGCGCAAACAGAGCCAAAAAGUUUUAACAAAGACGCAAAAGUGGCAUCGCGUCUUCACUUUUUAUUCCGCAUUUAGACGAGCGUUUUCGGGAGGAAAUCUGCGUGUAUAUGGUGACGCAAAAGUGUGUGGAGUUGGAUGGGGUAUGCAUGCCGGGCGACUAGGUGGUGAUGUAUGUGACCUAAACGUGUAUGCAACGUGAGCAGAUCUGACCAGAGUUUUUAAGCCCCAAAAACGCCGUCACCAUCUAAACGAAAGGCACUUCCGAUAAAAUAUUUUUGUCGUUUUUACCCGCAAAUGUUCUCGUAAACAGGCCCUAAGUCUACCAAGCCUCAUACAGAGCAGUGCCUACUGUUAGCAUCACACCCAGAUAGUGUUGAUGAUGUCGCCUGCGAAGUAUCAAUAACCUAAAGUCAACCAAUUGCAGUAGGAGUAUGAAAUUAACUACUGGAAUCUUCCGUGCAAAGUCAAUACAUGUACUGAAGCUGAGAUUAAAAGUCCCGUCUCAUUUCUA
Molecule: messenger RNA, 8257 nt
Organism: Boleophthalmus pectinirostris (great blue-spotted mudskipper)
Lineage: Eukaryota; Metazoa; Chordata; Actinopteri; Gobiiformes; Gobiidae
Gene: setd3
Product: SET domain containing 3, actin histidine methyltransferase
Exons: 13
Coding region: 432-2180 (582 amino acids)
Biological process (GO): peptidyl-lysine trimethylation; positive regulation of transcription by RNA polymerase II; peptidyl-lysine dimethylation
Molecular function (GO): transcription coactivator activity; histone H3K36 methyltransferase activity; protein binding
Source: RefSeq, a predicted model, not a curated record